CCGGGCCGGGCGGCGGAGUCGGGGUCCUGCGGCGGCGGGAAAAUGAUGGCCACAGGGGACUCGGGGCAGGUGCGCUACUGCGAACGCUUCUCCUACCUGUGCCUGAAGUUCUCGCUCAUCGUCUACUCCUUGUUCUUCUGGUUUAUAGGUGCCUUAAUCCUCUCCGUGGGGAUCUACGCAGAAGUGGAGCGCCAGAAAUACAAAACCCUCGAAAGUGCCUUCCUGGCGCCCGCCAUCAUCCUCAUCCUCCUCGGGGUGGUCAUGUUCAUUGUCUCCUUCGUGGGGGUCUUGGCUUCCCUCCGGGACAACAUCUGUCUCCUCCAAGCGUUCAUGUACAUCCUGGGGAUCUGCCUCAUCAUCGAGCUCAUCGGGGGCGUGGUGGCCUUAAUCUUCAGGAACCAGACGAUCGAGUUCCUGAACGACAACAUCCGGAGAGGCAUCAAGAAUUACUAUGACGACCUGGACUUCAAGAACAUCAUGGACUUUGUCCAGGAGCAGUUCAAGUGCUGCGGUGGGGAAGAUUACAAGGAUUGGGCCAUGAACCAGUACCAUGACUGCAGCGCCCCCGGACCCUUGGCGUGUGGGGUGCCAUAUACCUGCUGCUUCAGAAAUAAGUCUGACGUCAUCAACACCAUGUGUGGCUACAAAACCAUCGACAAGGAGCGCCUGAGUGUCUUGGACGUCAUCUACAUCCGUGGCUGCACCAAUGCCGUGAUCAUCUGGUUCAUGGACAACUACACCAUCAUGGCUGCCGUCCUGCUGGGCAUCCUGCUACCCCAGUUGCUGGGCGUGCUCCUCACUCUUCUCUACAUCACGAGGGUGGAAGACAUCAUAUCUGAGCACUUGGUCACCGACGGCCUCCUCGGGGGCGAGAAGCCAGACUUGGAGUUUUCGGGAGGAGGCUGCUGCAUGUGCUAUCCCGGGGAGCAUCCUCAGGGCCUGUGACCACCAGACCACCUGGGAGGAGGGGGUGGGGCAGGGGAUCUGGGACCGCAGGGGCGGAGCUGGAUGAUGCCAGCCCAGGCCUCGGCCCCUGCUUCCAGCUCCCUCAGCCCAGCUGGGCCCUGUCCAGCCUGAGAGUGUGGGAGUGGCAGAGUCCAGGGGCACCCACAAGCCCUUGCUCCUCUUUCUCAGGCUUCUCUGGGACUUGAAGGAAUUUGAGAAGCCGUUUGCCUAACUCGACCCUCCCCCUCCCCCAGGGACAAGGAGGCAGAGUAGGAGGCCGUCUGGCCAGAGCCCCUGUCCUGUUGGCUCACCCUCUGUCUCUUGCCUGAUGCUGACAGAUUGUGGGAUAGCGACUAAACCGUAGGGGCAGAUCUGGGGGUCUGAGAGCCCUGCGACCCCCCCCCCCAUCCCCAGCCGUGGUCCUGGGGUGGGGCAGUCUCACACCCCCCAGUUUCUAUCUCUGUCGCCUUACAGUCCAUCUGGGUAUUGAUUCAACUGCUGUUGUUCUGGGCCCUCUUGAUGAGGCCUCAUGCCCUCUUUCUUCAUCCCAGCUGGGAAGCUCGGGGCCAAAAAAAAAGAAAGGAAAAAAGAAAAAAAGAUUUCUUAGUUAAGCCUGAGUUGCUGUGUGUGGGAAUAGGCAAGCUUAGCUUGGCCCUGAACUGGUGCAUCAGGGGCUAGUCCUGUGGCAUUGAAGUUAAACUGUGGCUAUUUUUGUAUUGAUUUAUAGGUGAAUGGCAGAGGGGUAUAUGGGUGAAUGUGUUGAUGUGUAUGCCUGCCUGGUCCUAACCAGAGUCUUGAGGAGUGAUGAAUGUCCCCCAGCUGAUCAUUUGUACCAUUCUGUCCAUUUUCGAGGCUGUGCUGUGUCCAGUGCCUUGAGCCCCCAUCGGUGGGCUGCUGCUUUGGUGACUCCAUUUAUAUGUGACUUUUGUAACUGUAGAGUUUUAUACACAAAUAACAGACCUGUUUGAUUAAUCUGAAUCACA
This is a messenger RNA of Vombatus ursinus (common wombat), 1928 nucleotides long. It is a transcript of the gene TSPAN15, whose product is annotated as tetraspanin 15. The transcript is spliced from 8 exons. NCBI's taxonomy places the organism in Eukaryota, Metazoa, Chordata, Mammalia, Diprotodontia, Vombatidae. Gene Ontology annotation, cellular component: membrane. The record is from RefSeq and is a predicted model, not a curated record. Bases 43 to 945 code for a protein of 300 amino acids.